UUUUUCAGAGCUAAUCUUAUUGGUCAAAAGUCAAAUUACUCAACAAAAACAAAAAAAUAUCAGAAUUUGUCCGUCUGUGUAAACGCAGCCCAUGAUUCGAAUCAGCCAAUUGUCAGCGGGCUCACCUGAUUGCAGAUCUGAGAUGUGUUUGUGCCGCAAUAAGAGGUCAUUUGGAACGCGAGUGGAGAAGAACACACACGCGUGUUUAUAUGCGAUCACGUUGCUUGUACCUGGCUCUCUCCUAUCGAUGACCGAAGCUUCAGAAAUGACUAUCAAGAAAAGUAAAACCGUCGCGUUUGAAAACCGUGCUGGGGAUUUAACUGCGUUGUAUUGUAUGAGUGAUUGGAUGAUUGCAGUGGUUCUCGCUAUUAUUGCCAUGAUGUCUGUAUGGGCUACACUGAUCAUAUACAGAUCUAUACAGACACUGAAAGGUCCGAGAAGAAAGGUUGAAGAUGAAACUGAAAAGGACGGAAAGGAGACUACAACCGAAGAAGCACCCCUCUCUUGUGUCGAGUCAACAGAGGAGACCGAGGUGUUUCCAGAGGCACUGGAGAGCUGGGAUGGCGAGGGAUGGAAGAGGGAGCCCAUGGUACGGAUUCCAACAAUCGUUGAGGAUGUAGAACCCAUUGAGGGUAUCCCAACAACCAAUGACGAUCUACAAACCCUUAGACGGAGAAGAACGGACAAGAAGAGCGACGGUCCUUAUGCUGAGUUUCACCUCUGCUCUCCACCUGAAGACCACAGAGGCUUAUGUCAUCAUUAUGAAGGCCUAUGUCAGGUCUGCGGAGGUUCGUGUCAGGAUGACACACGGUCUCGGACUGACAAUACCCUGGAUGAGGAGGAACAGGCUACCAGUCACCAUUCCCUCAGUGACAUAAACAGUCAAUCUGGACAGACGAAGGCUACAGACUUGUAUAACCCGGUAGAGGAGGGUUUGAAGGAAGUUGAACUGAGGAAUGAUUGUCAGCGCACCGAGGAGUCUGUGGCUAGCCAUCCACUUACCUUUGCCAACAACUCUCAGGAAGCUCCACAAGUCAAUGAAACUCUCCCUGACAUGUUGACUGACUCUGGUCUACAAGAACCUGACCAACUGUCUGUUACGGAGAUCCAGGAAGGGAAAUGCCCAGGCGCUGUCAUGAUGACCAGCCAUGUGGCGGACUAUGAGAAGUCUAGAACCAUGGAGGAUGACAUGGAAGCGAUGGUUGAGGAUCUCUACAGUCACUUCCCGCAAGUGGACGAUCGUUCAGCAGGUUUCGAAUAUUGUGACGUGGCAAAUGCAUGGGUGGCGAAAAGAGACGAUCUCCAUGACCGUGAAAACGCUCGACAACCGGCUCAAAGCUGGAAUACAACAGGGAUUGACCCUACAGCGAGGAUGACGAGCAACCCCCAGGAACUGUUUGACCAACAGCCAGACAGUCUCUGCACUGAUCCCAACAGAGACUGUGUUCUUCGUGACAACGCAAUGGAAGGGUUAAGCAGGGAGCCGACGGAAGCUCGAGACACCCAUGUGAUUUCUGAGCGGAAGGGAGAGGGGGUUGAUAAGAGCAUGGACACACGGGUAGAGAGCAGUUGUCAGGAAGUUGAAAUAAACAUCAUGGAAGCCACUAUGGACUACAAUGAAUGGAUGACUGUAAGUGUCACAGAUGCAGAGGGUAACGCUGACACUACCCGGGUGAGGAUAAGCCACUCUUCCGACUGCUCUGCCGAGGCGGAGCAUCAUCAUCCCACAGAAACGCAGCACAAUGCAGACGAUUCAACAAUCACUGAAACGCCCACAUCAAAGGUCAAAGAAGCUGAAACCACACCUGUAUCACUAGAUGGAGACCUGCAGGAGAAUAAAAUGGCAGCUGUGUUUCCUAACGAACCCCAUGCAGUACAGGUGAGGUUCUGUAUCCACUAUCACACCCUGUCUCCUCGGCAGGAACUGGCUGUGACUGGGAACCAACCGGAGCUGGGGAGCUGGAAGGACUUUGUUCCGCUGGAGAGGGGCCAGGACGGGUUCUGGGCCAGCUGGGUCGCCCUCCCUGCGGAGAAACUGGUGGAGUGGAAGUUCGUUCUGGUGGAGAAUGGAGAAAUCCAACGCUGGGAGGAGAGUGAGAAUAGACACCUGGAAACGGGUCAUGGCGGCGGCGUGGUGAACCUCAACAGGUGGUGGGGCAUCCUCUGAGUGAGCAACCAGUGGGAGGAGAAGUGGAUGGCACUAGUGGUCAUUCUCUUUCGUAGCAUUCUAAGAAGUGUACUAGUAAUCUAUUCUAAGUGGUGUUAGCAGUGUGUGGCUCUUGCAUAGGAAGAGGACUGACUGGCGCAAGGGGUCGAUCAUAGAGGACUUGGUUGCGUCCCAAUUUCUUACCCUUCACCCUGUGCACUAAUUCACUUUUUUUUUUUUUCUCUUUGCAUUUUAAAAAGCAGUUUCCAACAUAUUCCAUACCCUGAUCCUUUUCACAGGGAAGUAAUUGAGUGUAGAUACUUUACCAAAAGUGUAAUCAGGGCUCUCUCUGGUCCUUUUAUGUACUGCAUUAUAGCAACACAACUAUUAAUCAAGUGGACACGUCUUAAGUCAAUGGCGUAAUGCAAAGGUAGAGUUGGAUGAAUGUCAAUUUAGUAUGGCGCUUGGAUAUUGUCCAAUGUAGGAUGAUGAUUCACUACUUUGACUAGAGCAGCUCUGUACUACGUUGGGCUUCGACACCAGCAUUAUUUGUGCUGUGGCAGUAUAGCAAUAAUCACUGCAAUAAGUGUUAUCCAAGUAUUUUACAUGUUUUACUGCAGUUACUCAGGCUGUCUUUUUGUGAUUGUGAAAUGGGCUGUUUAUAUUUACCAGAAAUAGAAGUGUACUCGUAACCGUCAACCGAUAUAGGUCAGUGAAUUGUUAUUAUGCAAAUACUGUGAUGCUGGAAUUUUAAAUGUCAUAUCUCUACAUCAGAUCUUAGCUUUCUUGAAUUAUAUUUGUAUAUAGCUUCACCAGGUCCCUUAACCUUUUUGAUAAUACAUUUAUCAGUGUUCAUGAAUGUUUUUGACAUGUUUAUUCACUUUGGUUUGGUUUACUUAGAUUUUAUUUUAGCACAAUUGAUGGCGUCUUGGUUCUAAUCUUUUAAUAAUAAAAUGUCUUAUGAUUGCAAUGUGGUUAACGUACCUCUGUUAUAUUUAGCUUAAGUAGUGUUCUGUCUUAUUACCCAAUAAACAUAUUCUCCUGGAA
Messenger RNA from Oncorhynchus nerka (sockeye salmon), 3193 nucleotides. It is a transcript of the gene stbd1, whose product is annotated as starch binding domain 1. Gene Ontology annotation, molecular function: starch binding. The transcript is spliced from 2 exons. The record is from RefSeq and is a predicted model, not a curated record. Gene Ontology annotation, cellular component: membrane. NCBI's taxonomy places the organism in Eukaryota, Metazoa, Chordata, Actinopteri, Salmoniformes, Salmonidae. The coding region runs from base 92 to 2167 and encodes 691 amino acids.